AUGGAAGAUGAAAGCACGAACACAACAUGCUACAUAGAAAGCAGUGCAGCAAAUGCCACUUUGAUUACAAUAUAUAUUGUAAUUUUUAUUGGAGGAACAAUUGGAGCUGUUGUUAUGAUCUUUUUGAUAACUGGUAUGAACAGACUUUCUGUAACAAAUACAUCAGUGCUCAACCUGUUAAUUGUCCAUGGUUUAUUCCUUAUCACCGUGCCAUUCCGCAUCGCAUACUAUUUUCAAAACAAAUGGAACUUUAGACUUCACUUUUGCAGACUGGUUAGUGCCAUGAUUCACCUUCAUAUAUACAUCUCUUUUAUAUUUUAUGUGAUCAUGCUGAGCAUGAGAUACAUCAGUUUCUUUAAACAAAUGGACAAAAUUGAGUUCUACAGGACAUUCCAUUCUUUGGUAGCCAGUGGAGCUGUGUGGGUUUUAAUAUGCGUUAUAAUUCUACCGUUGGUGCUCACAAAAUAUGGCACAACUGCAAGUUUCAAUGAAACACAGUGUUUCCAAUUUCAAGAGGAACUUAAGGACCCAGCUGUGAUAAAAAUAAACUAUUUCAUCACUGCAGUCAUGUUCACAGUGGUUUGUUUGCUCCUAGCUGUGCAGAUCUUUAUCAUUGUACAAGUCAUGAAAAAAGUUGGGAAACCUGUUCUGGCCCAUCAAGAAACCUGGAUUCAGCUUAAAAGUAUUUUUUUCAUUUUGGUGAUGAUAAUUUGUUUCUUCCCUUUUCACAUAUUCAAAAUCUACUAUAUGCGACAUACAAGGGAAUGUUUUUAUUACAAUGAAAUUUGUUUGAGCAUAACUGCACUCAGUUGCCUAGACUUUUUAUUAUUUGGACUUAAAACAUAUUUCCAAAGAGUGACUUGA
This is a messenger RNA of Pseudophryne corroboree (corroboree frog), 864 nucleotides long. RefSeq names its product probable G-protein coupled receptor 141. The coding region runs from base 1 to 864 and encodes 287 amino acids. Gene Ontology annotation, cellular component: membrane. Gene Ontology annotation, molecular function: G protein-coupled receptor activity; oxysterol binding. Gene Ontology annotation, biological process: G protein-coupled receptor signaling pathway. The record is from RefSeq and is a predicted model, not a curated record. Lineage: Eukaryota; Metazoa; Chordata; Amphibia; Anura; Myobatrachidae. The transcript has a single exon.